Messenger RNA from Agrilus planipennis (emerald ash borer), 2526 nucleotides. Its product is annotated as glutamate decarboxylase. Lineage: Eukaryota; Metazoa; Arthropoda; Insecta; Coleoptera; Buprestidae. Gene Ontology annotation, molecular function: pyridoxal phosphate binding; carboxy-lyase activity. The coding region runs from base 412 to 1380 and encodes 322 amino acids. The transcript has 7 exons. Gene Ontology annotation, biological process: carboxylic acid metabolic process. Gene Ontology annotation, cellular component: cytoplasm. The record is from RefSeq and is a predicted model, not a curated record.
AAAAACAUCAAUCAUGUACAAUCCCUUGUAUUGUUGAAAACUAGAAAAUUGUGUUCCGUUAUUUAAUUAUACGCUGACUAGAUUUGACAAACGUCAUCAGAAGCGUCAACAUAAAACGAAUUACAGUUAGUAAUUCGAAUGGUAAAUACUGAUAUUAUGUAAUUGCAAAAGACUGGAAGAGCAUCAAUCCUGCUUUCCGGGGUCGGAACUGCACGGCGCUCCACCCCCGACUGUGGGCGCUUUUUGCGCACGCAAAGAGGCGCCGUUGCAAUGUAGGUCACCUCUCGCGUAACCUUUUACAAAAGCUACGCCGUCGAAGGAGCCUUUCGAGCCCAGGCUUAUCGUCGUUGUGUCAUCGUUGGUAGCAGCAGGUCGCCCAUUGCACCGUCCUCCACGUCUAUCAUCUUCCUCAUGGCCAUCAACACUUCUAACUACAAGCUCAGCCAAGCUGUCGCUGACCUCAAGUAUACAGAUAUCCUUCCCUUCAAGGAUGAUGGAUUUUCUGCAACCAAGGAGUUCCUGGAACGAAUUGUCGAUAUCUUACUGGACUAUAUACGGGCAGAGAACGACAGAAAUGAAAAGCUCCUUGAGUUUCAUCAUCCGGAAGAAAUGAAGAAAAUUCUAGACUUGAAAGUUCCUGAAAAGGGAUUAACCCUGCAGCAACUAGUUCAUGAUUGCGCUACUUCUUUAAAGUACCAAGUAAAGACAGUAAAGGCCGCAUGGGGAGGUGGACUGCUGCUAUCAAAGAAAUACAGGCAUCCAAGAUUAUCAGGAAUUGAAAGGGCGCACUCCGUAACAUGGAACCCCCACAAACUUAUGGGAGCCCUCCUCCAAUGUUCCACUAUUCACUUUAAGGAAGAUGGUCUACUUAUGAGCUGUAAUCAAAUGUCUGCAGAUUACUUAUUUAUGCAAGAUAAAUUGUAUGACGUCAAAUAUGAUACUGGCGACAAAGUCAUACAGUGUGGACGUCACAAUGAUAUCUUCAAACUUUGGUUACAAUGGAGAGCAAAGGGUGACGAAGGUUUCGAGCAACUUAUGGAUCAGUUAAUGGAGUUAACGGAGUAUUUGGUUAAACGAAUUAAAGAAAAUCCUGAUAAAUUUUAUUUGAUCAUGGAACCCGAAUGUGUAAAUGUUUGCUUUUGGUAUAUUCCCAAGCGCUUACGAAAAAUGCCCCAUUCUCCCGCCAGAGAGCAAGAACUUGGAAAGCUGACUCCGAUUCUGAAAGGAAGAAUGAUGCAGACAGGAACUCUAAUGGUGGGUUAUCAACCAGAUGACCUAAGACCAAACUAUUUCAGAAACAUCAUAUCUUCGGCAGCAGUACGAGAAAUAGACGUUGAUUUCCUUCUCGAAGAGAUGGAACGUUUAGGUCACGACCUCUAAUUUGUUUUUUCACGCGAUACGUUGUUGAAUGUUAUUGAAAGCGAAUGUAUGUUGUCCCUAUAGAUGUUGUUAUUUUAAAACGUUUACUAAAUCGUUAAAUCGUGCCAAAAGGUACAUACAAAUAUUUAAAAAAAAAUAAUACUAUCUAAUAUGUGUAAAAAAAUAUUUUAUGUGCGUUUUCCUAUAACCGAAACUACGAAAUUCUCCAUCAUAAAAAGUCUAGCAUUCUUUCUAUGUGAAAAUGAAAUUCGUUAAGCGGAAAAAGCAUAAUUACAGUUUUUCUAACAUUCUUGCCGCUGAAAUGAUUCCAUCUGAUAGUUAUUACCAUUUUCUUGUUUUUAAUUUGUUCUUUUCGACCUUAAAUAGUUAUUGGCAAUCCUAGCUUUAUAACUGGUUAUUGCUUUUUAUUUUGUUAUCCCUGUAGAUAUACUAAGUUGCAUAAAAAAUACAUUCUUUCGAUUUUCAUAAAACUAAAGGUAAAAUAGGUACUAGAAGUAUAAUUAAUACAGAACAUAUCAGAAAAUUUUAUAGGUACCUAUCUGUUAUUACUUUGAAAAACUUUAUACAAUAGGAAAUAAACUCCAAAUUAAUAUCGCAUGUUGAUCGUUAUAAAUAACUUAAUUCUAAUUGUUGUUUCAAAUAGAUAAUCUCUAGCAAAAUUAGGAAGGCAUAUUUUAAAAAAUUAUAUUUUUUUGUUGUAAUCUGCCAGUUCAGAUAAGUGAUAUUCUAAAUUAGUGUACCAACUGAGAGUAUAUAUGCCAUUCCUGGUAUAUAUUCGUUAAAGUUAUUUAAAGAAACAAUAUUGUUUUUAUUCAUCAUAAGUAGGCAAAUUAUUGUGUAAACAACAAAAAUCUAUAAACGUCAACUACGAAUAAAUAUAUGCAAAAGGUUCUUCUUAAAAUAUCUUCUCCGUUUUGAAAACUAAAAUGCAUUUUAAAAAGACAUCCUCAUUAAUUAUUUCAAAGAACAAAUAGUUUAAUGGUCAACAAAACUAACAAUGAAAAAUUAAAAAUUAUUUUUGAAUCUUAAUUACUCCUUUAUCUAAUAAAAGUUUCAUGUUCUAAUUAAUUAGAAAUGCAAUUGAAAUAGAUUUCCAAUGUUGCAUAAACAUAAACCAUACUAAACAAAGCUGUUGUUACGUAUAGC